AGUGAGUGGUCAAUGGUAGCUGGGCUGCUGAUCAUGAGGAGAGAGAAGAAGAAGGCUGUAUGAGUUGAUGAGUAUUGAUGAGGGACGGAAAUCAUGACUGCGCGCGCGUCUGGCUUGUUGCUAUUUUUUCUUUCCUCUCCUCUUUUUUGGAGACGACGGUAAAGGGGGAGGGCUGGCGAGCCGGGUCGGCGCUUUCUUCUUGGGUGGGAGCAUGUCGCAUGUUUAGUUAUACCUCUCUCUCACUGUGUAUGGUGUGUGUUGUGUUGUUUGGUUUAGGGAGGGCCGAUACAAUGGCCGUGUGGUGUUCUUGAAUUGUUUUACUUGAUUUCGUUUUGGCGGGGGGUCAACCUCCGUCCUUUCGUGUUGGGUUGGGCAGUUCUACCAUUGUGUUUGAUAGGUGGCAUGUGGAUGGACUACUUGUGUGGAGUUGGGUUGUUCUAGGUUCAGUAUUAUUCCCCCCUCUAUUGUUUGGUUGAAGGGGUGAUGGGUGGUUUCAACCGAUCGAUCAAACGAAUCCAUAAUCGUGUUCAGAAAGGGGUCAUCGGUCCAGGCGAAGCAAGUAAACCGGCAGGUUUUCAUGUUCACUCAACAAAAGGGCACGGCAGAUUGGACAUCAGACGGGCCUCAAACCCUUUUAUUCUUCUUAGUUUUAUUUUCACCCUACUCCAGACCCAACCUCUGAUGCAAAAACGGCUUCUUCCCGUCCCCAUACGCCCC
This is a messenger RNA of Chaetomium fimeti, 717 nucleotides long. RefSeq lists its product as uncharacterized. Bases 78 to 311 code for a protein of 77 amino acids. NCBI's taxonomy places the organism in Eukaryota, Fungi, Ascomycota, Sordariomycetes, Sordariales, Chaetomiaceae. The record is from RefSeq and is a predicted model, not a curated record. The transcript has a single exon.